This is a messenger RNA of Lepus europaeus (European hare), 5859 nucleotides long. It is a transcript of the gene RCAN3, whose product is annotated as RCAN family member 3. The record is from RefSeq and is a predicted model, not a curated record. Gene Ontology annotation, biological process: calcium-mediated signaling. NCBI's taxonomy places the organism in Eukaryota, Metazoa, Chordata, Mammalia, Lagomorpha, Leporidae. Bases 100 to 828 code for a protein of 242 amino acids. Gene Ontology annotation, cellular component: nucleus; cytoplasm. The transcript is spliced from 5 exons. Gene Ontology annotation, molecular function: nucleic acid binding; calcium-dependent protein serine/threonine phosphatase regulator activity.
CUUUGUGCAGGGCCUGUCGGGAUUUCCCAGGGCUGCAGACUGAGGGCAGAGUUAGCAACGCCUCCACCGUCCUGGGACUUUAAAACCAGAAAGUCAAGGAUGAUGCUGAGGGACACUGGGAAGUCCUGGAAUGACAGCCAGUCAGACCUCUGUAGCAGCGACCAGGAAGAGGAAGAGGAGAUGGUUUUUGGGGAAAAUGAAGACGAUUUGGAGGAGAUGAUGGAUUUAAGCGAUCUGCCUACCUCGCUGUUUGCCUGCAGUGUCCACGAAGCAGUGUUUGAAGUCCAGGAGCAGAAGGAGAGAUUCGAGGCACUUUUCACCAUCUAUGAUGACCAAGUUACAUUUCAGCUGUUCAAAAGCUUUAGAAGAGUCAGGAUAAACUUCAGCAAGCCCGAAGCGGCGGCAAGAGCGCGAAUAGAACUCCACGAGACCGACUUCGGCGGGAGGAAGCUGAAGCUGUACUUCGCACAGGUGCAGGUGUCCAGUGAAGUGCGGGACAAGUCGUACUUGCUGCCGCCCCAGCCUGCCAAGCAGUUUCUCAUCUCCCCGCCAGCGUCGCCCCCAGUGGGCUGGAAGCAGAGUGAAGAUGCAGUGCCUGUUAUAAAUUACGAUCUACUCUGCGCUGUUUCCAAGCUGGGGCCAGGAGAGAAGUAUGAACUGCACGCGGGAACCGAGUCAACACCCAGCGUGGUGGUUCACGUCUGUGAAAGUGAAACUGAGGAGGAAGAGGAGACAAAAAAUCCCAAGCAGAAAAUCACCCAGACCAGGCGCCCCGAGCCUCCGACCACAGCGCUGAAUGGGCGCCCGACCUUCGACUGCGCGCUGUGAGGUCUGUGGUAUGGGAGGCAGCUGCCCUCCCGGGCCGCACUCAUGGGGACCCGACCUUCCGCUGAUGGCCUAGGUAGGGCGGUGGAGAACCGGGCACAGCCGCGGUAGUGUAGGGCAGCAGCUGGUUCACCUGCUCACGGUGGUGAGGGUGUUCUCAGUGGCGCUCUGCAGUAAAGCAUUGCCAUCCACCUGAAAGUGGUGAGUGAUAGCAGGUUAGGAGAAUGCCCCUCCCCACUCGCCCUCAUUCCCUAGAGCAUGGGAUACGAAAGACGGGCACAGCAUCAUCCAGUGCAGUACCAUCUUUAUGAAUUUCAAAACUCUUGAAAUUUUAAUAGCCUAGUGUGGUUAUUUUUGUAUACCGGCUCCUAGCUAAUAUAUUGAGCAAAAGGUAAUUGUUUGGUAUUCAUGAGAUUUUCUUCAUGGAAAGAAACCUGAGAUGCAGAAUUUUCUAUAGAAAUCCUUUUUCUCAAGGAAUUUCUCCAGUAGCUUUGGGAAGAAAUGCCAGAUCCACUCAGCUGGUGAGAACCAAGUGGCCCUCAACCCCAUGGUGUACAGGCCACUGUUCCUUAUGAGUUGUUCCACCUGAGCGUGACUGCCCCAAAAGAGCCGCCACUUGGCACGUGGGCCGGUCCCCAGCAGACGAGGCCGCUGUGGAUUCAGACGGCUGCCGCACCCCGCCACGCGUGUCUGUGUUCUGGCCUGCAGCACACCGAGCUGUCUUCACUCAGCAGCUUCCUGCCCUAUGGCUUUCUCCAGUGUCGUGUUAACCGUGGGUGUGUGUGUUCUGUACGUACAUUUCUGUGUGUUGUCUGUAGAUUUUCAGUGAGAAAAGGUAGUAAGAUUAUCUGAAGACCAUUUAUAAAUCAUCCACUGAAACCUUUUCCAGCUUGCUUUGGAAGGAAAGUCACAUGUGCUGUUUUUCUGUGGAUCGGGAAAGGGAAGCGAUCACCUACUCACUCUUCCCUUAGUGAUGGCAUUUGUCACUCUGGCUUACUUUACCAUGGGCAUUUUUCCCUAAAAUACAGUUGGCUCUCACUUAAGUUGCAGAAUGUGUAAUUGACCCUUAUAAUGUUGACGCAGCAUCCUUUUAACUUUUGUGGUCUCUUCAGGCUUUGGAGAGCCUCCUGUCGAAAUGGCUGGUCUGUGGGGCAGGUAUCCAUGGGUGACCCAAUGUCACUGCCAUCACAGAGAAAAAUGCAGAAGUUCCAGCCUGGUAUCUGUAUAUUUUUGGUAGCAUGUUAUUGUGGUUUAGUUCUUCUCAGAGUAGAAUUUAUUGCUGAAGGCAUUAUAUUAUAUACACAUAAUAAAGUUUUCUGUAUUUUCCUUGCCCUCUGAUACUCUGAGGUAAUAACUGUAUUUGUAUAGGUCCACCACUGCUAAACUUCAAUGUAAAUUCAGCUGGAAUUUGUAAUUCCAUACAAAAUUAAUAUAUUGAAAUCAGACCAUUUGUCAGUUAAACUGAUGGCCACUUAAUAAAUUUAUUUUGCAGUCCUGAACUCAGCAUUUUGCUCAUUUUUGCUUGCAGGGUGGUCCCUGUCUUCCAGGAGAUGUAUGCAUUUUCACCACUUGGGAUGUUUAAAAUUUCUUCUUAGGUGAUAUUAUUCAUUACUGUUUUCUAAGUGUUCAAAACCCAUACUUCAUUUGGGUUGGCUUUCACUCUCUGCCUCCUGAUUAAAGAAUAUUCUGUCCCUUGGAAGAUACCUGUCUCCCUGCGCCUCUCACGCUGCCUUUCAAAUAAAUAAGUAAGUAGAUGAAUAAAUCUUUUUUUAAAAGUUUUACAUGUUAGGGGUAGAAUACUCUUUUUUUUUUAAACUCAAGCAGUGCAGAGUACCUAAUGUUUUUCUGUUCUUUGAGAGUAUUGAAUAAAUCAAAAGUUUAAAACAAAAUUUAAUAUAUAUUAAAGAGAGUGUGUCAUAUAAACACUUCUGAGUGGGGAACAUUAAUGUUUCCUUUCUUGUUAGUAUAUUUCCAGAAAGUGAAUUCUAAAAAAAAAAAAACAAAUACCAGUCAACUCCUUCAGUGUUGUGAAAUCAGCCAGGAUCAACACUCAUUGUGGUCUCUGUCCUUUUGUGGCUGUUUCUUACCCAGUGUGUGCAACCAUUGUGCAGGAGAUGAGCCCCAUGGGUUUUUUUUUUUUAAGGUUUAUUUAUUUAUUUACUUGAAAGAGUUAGAGAGAGGCAGAGAGAGAAAGUCUUCCAUCUGCUGGUUCACUCCCCAGAUGGCCACAAUAGCUAGAGCUGAGCCAAUCUGAAGUCAGGAGCUUCUUCUGGGUCUUCCACGUGGGCACAUGGUUGCAGGGACCCAAGACUUGGGCCAUCUUCCACUGCUUUCCCAGGCCAUAGCAGAGAGCUAGAUCGGAAGUGGAGCAGCUGGGACCGCAGGUGGCUUUAUCUGCUAUGCCACAGCACAGCCCCAAGUUGUUUUAAUGUUUAUCUCCAUUUUUUUCUUUAAAAUUGAGUUAGUAUCUAGAUUUAACUGACAAAUACAAGGGCACUUCAAAAAAUUCAUGGAAAAUGGAAUUGAAAGAUAUUUGAUGCAAAAAAAUUUUGAAAUCUAUAUAUAUAUAUUUCUUCAAAAAGUUCGUGGAAAUGCAUAUUAUUUAAAAACUAUGAAUUUCAAAAAAGUUUUGCACCAAAAUAAAAUAGUUUUAAUUCCAUUUUUUCCAUAAACUCUUUGAAGUACCCUUUUAGCUCCAUUUUCUUUAGAAAUCAUAACCUCUUCGUGGGAGUUAAAUUAUGUAGAAAACUGUGAGGAAAGAUAAUAGUGAUGGAAGACAAUGGCUUUGUGAGAGAAAAAGACAGGAAUGAAGGGUAAAGAAACUGGACGCUUAACAGGGAUUGGCCGCAGAAUCUAUGAUGUGCUCCCUGGUGAUGCUGGAGGCAAACCCGCCUAAAAAGGGUGCUGGUGAGCGUGUCCUGGGCUUAAGGUGCUGGGAGGCAGAAAUGGGUAGGAACAGUUCCCUCACCCUGGAGAGCUUGAGGCUCCAGAGAGCUGAUUUUAACACAAAACCCGGCAGCAGUUCAGAGCCAAGUCAAGACUGCAAGGUCCUUUUGAAGUUCAGCGUGCAGGCUUGAACAGAACGCUGCACUUGUUGAUGAGCUGUUGGAGUUGAAGAGCUACCAGAGGUCUCCGUCUUUUAAAACGGUCAUUACUCUUAGGUGAGCAGAUUUGAUUCUCCGGAAUCUGAGCCGGCUGAGAUGCCUGCGGAGGUCACAGCGCAUGAUGUUACACUCGUCCAGGAGUUCCAGGGCGGGCUGAGGGGGCGUUUGUGGGACCUGCCGAGGCUCCCGGGACAAGAGUUGGCUGUCUUGGCCCCUGCACAGGAGCUGCUGCUGUUUUUUUCUUGUGUCGGCCUCUGAAAGAGGUGAUGAAUUCUAAUCCCUGGCAUCAGGGAAACAAAGAUGGGGCUGGGGAUUGUUUUCUCCUGAGAGGAUGGCUAAGACACCAGUGAGAAAAUCCGAUCUGGUGACAGUGUUGACUUGGUGAUUUUCUUAAUGAAGCUGAUGUUCCCUGUUUUCUGUUAUCACGGAACUCUUGGGGUCACAAUCUGCUUACAUAAUGUUAUCUUGGUAGCCAGCAAUUGGUUGGCAUUUUAAUAUAGACUUUUCUAUAUUUCCAUACUAGUGAAAUUAAAAUGUAAUCGCACUUAAGAGGUGACUCUGAUGAAGCAGAAUGAGAUCCAUGGGACUCAGAAAUAAAGACUUGUGGAGAAAGGACACUGUCACGCAGUGUAAAAGUGAGCUCUGUUCAGGAUUAAAGACUGCUGCUUUGUAUUUAAAAUCUCAAACAUAAUUAAACAAUGGUACCAAAUUUUGUAACAUGCCAGGCUCAGUGUCCACUGGGUUCUCUUACCCAUAGUUGUGGACCUCACAUCCACCAUGCAAGGUGACCUUGGUCCUCCUUUCUUUCUUCCUCUCCUGCCCUCCAUUCCUGCACAGUUGCAUUUACAUGUUUCUGGACUGAAGACCAGUUACUGAAAAUCUGUAUGACAAAUAGAGGAACAGAAGCCCUGGGAAGCAGUUAUCCCUAGCUGGGGAGGUACAGUCCAUGUUAUGGAAACUCAUCUUUGACAAAGUUAAAGAAGUUUAAAGAAUGAGAUUUACCAACAAUUUGACAAAUAUUCACUUGUUUUUUAAGCUGUGGUUGGAGCAUAGGUCAGUGAGAACAUCUUUGUCACGGUGCCACUGUUUUCUUGAAUCACAAAACAAGGGAAAAUGUUAAUAAUAUGGAGAGUGUUGUUAUCACCAAAUGACGAGCUGAGGCAGCUGAAAGCAACAUCUGCUAAUAAUAAGUUCACUGACCAAAAAGACUGUAAAAAUCAUCGUGUUCAGAGUGCUCUCCUGCCGAGGUUAAGAACUAACCUUGGUUAAGUCAGGCACUGCAUAUCUGAUUUUACUAGUCUAUAGUAGUGUGUUGAUUGUCAACAUUAAAUUAGAUUCACAGUCUGCCUUGCAAACCUACAUUUCCUUUUGAAGCAGUUACAGCCUGCAGACUCUUGGAACCACUGCCGAUCUCUGAAUAUGGACGAUUUCUAUCUAUCUAUGCAGAUAAUGUCUGUCUGUCUACAUUGUUCCCACUGUAGGCCCCAGUCUCCCUGACUCGGACUGGGUGCUGAGGAGAAAGGUGGCAAUCCUGGUCACAUGCAGUAUCCCUCCUCCUGCUCCUCAGCCCCGAGUAAGUGUUGACCCACGCUUCUGCUGUACUCUGCACACCCCGCAAGCUGAAGAAAAGUGUCUCAGCCAUUUCACUUCGAACUCAGAAGUUGAAUUGAUUAUGUUACCGGAACAUAUGUGUGAUUUUGUGUUAUAUUUGGGGGCACUUUACCGGUCUGGUAGUGUAAGCCAUGGUGAAUACUCACUGGACUUCAGUCACUCACGUACAUGUGUUUCCUACUCCGGGUGUCCCAAGUGGCCGAGUUUGUAGUAUGUUCAUUGUCAAGUUUAACCCUCCUGUGUUGUGAGGGCCUUUAAGCAUUCCUCAUCCUAUCAAAGUGACAAAAGCAGAAAGUAAUUUUUUUGGAAGCUUUGUGAU